Arvicanthis niloticus (Nile rat) is the source of this 2831-nucleotide messenger RNA. Its product is annotated as protocadherin-3-like. NCBI's taxonomy places the organism in Eukaryota, Metazoa, Chordata, Mammalia, Rodentia, Muridae. The record is from RefSeq and is a predicted model, not a curated record. Gene Ontology annotation, biological process: homophilic cell-cell adhesion. Gene Ontology annotation, cellular component: plasma membrane. Gene Ontology annotation, molecular function: calcium ion binding.
AGCCAUCUCAUUAAGCCGAGAUGCAGAACUAUGGUGGCUGUUUGAAAGAGAAGAUAAUAAAUUAGGGUUUAUGGAAGAAUUUAGGAAGAUACCUUCCUAAUCGGAUGUAUUCCAAUAUCUUCGCGGACACUCAGGAGUGAACUGUAACCAACCUGAAGAAGCAGCAUUCUCUGCACUGAGUCUGAACGAAGAUGCCAGAACAAAGGCAAGUCGUUUUUCUUACUAUAUUGUUGCUAUUGUGGAAGUCUGGUUCUGAGGCCAUUAGAUAUUCCAUGCCAGAAGAAACAGAGAGUGGCUACUUGGUGGCAAACCUGGCAAAAGAUCUGGGGUUCAAGGUGGGGAAACUGGCCACUAGAGGAGCUCAGAUCCAUUACAAAGGAAACAAAGAGCUCCUGCAGCUGGAUGCAGAGACUGGGAAUUUGUUCUUGAAGGAAAAACUAGACCGUGAGGCCCUGUGUGGGGCGACAGAGCCCUGUGUGCUGCACUUCCAGAUCAUACUGGAAAACCCUGUGCAGUUCUUCCAAACUGAACUGCAGCUCACAGAUAUAAAUGACCACUCUCCGGAGUUCCCUGACAGGGAAAUGCUUCUAAAAAUCCCUGAGAGUGCCCAGCCAGGGACCGUGUUUCCUCUGAAGGCAGCUCAGGACCCUGACAUAGGGAGCAACGCUGUUCAGAACUACACAGUCAGUCCCAACCACCAUUUCCAUGUCGUUACUCACAGUCGCUCAGAUGGCAGGAAAUACCCAGAGCUGGUGCUGGACAGAACCCUGGACAGGGAGGAGCAGCCUGAACUCACUUUAACCCUCACUGCUCUGGAUGGUGGAGUCCCAGCCCGGUCAGGAACCACUGCAGUUCACAUUGAAGUUGUGGAUAUCAAUGAUAAUGCCCCCCAGUUUAUACAGUCACUCUACGAGGUGCAGAUUCUCGAAAAUAGCCCCCUUGAUGCCUUAGUUGUCACGGUGUCUGCCAGGGAUUUAGAUGCUGGGAUAUAUGGCAAUGUAGCCUAUUCUCUGUUUCAAGGUGAUGGAGUAUCUCAACCAUUUGUGAUAGAUGAAAUCACAGGAGAAAUACGACUGAGCAAAGAGCUGGAUUUUGAAGGAAUUAGCGGUUAUAACAUAGAAAUCACAGCCACCGAUGGAGGAGACCUUUUAGGGAAAUGCACUGUGGCUAUACAGGUGUUGGAUGUGAAUGACAAUCCCCCAGAGUUGACGAUUAGGAAGCUCACAGUCCCUGUCCCAGAAAAUUCCGCCGAAACUGUAGUUGCUGUUUUUAGUAUUUCUGAUUCAGAUUCAGGGGACAAUGGAAGGAUGGUGUGUUCUAUUCUGAACAAUAAUAUUCCAUUUCUCCUGAAACCCACAUUUGAGAAUUAUUACAGUUUAGUGACAGAGGGGCCACUAGAUAGAGAGAGCAGAGCUGAGUACAACAUCACCAUCAUGGUCUCAGACCUGGGCACACCCAGGCUCACAACCCAGCACACCAUAACAGUGCAAGUCUCUGACAUCAACGACAAUGCCCCUGCCUUCACCCAAACCUCCUACACCAUGUUCGUCCGCGAGAACAACAGCCCCGCCCUGCACAUAGGCACCAUCAGUGCCACAGACUCAGACUCUGGCUCCAAUGCCCUCAUCACCUACUCGCUGCUGCCGCCCCACGACCCACAGCUGGACCUUAACUCGCUCAUCUCCAUCAAUUCUGACAAUGGGCAGCUGUUCGCGCUCAGGGCACUGGACUAUGAGACCCUGAAGGCCUUCGAGUUCCACGUGGGCGCCACGGACCGAGGCGCUCCCGCACUCAGCAGCCAGGCUCUGGUGCACGUGGAGGUGCUGGAUGACAAUGACAAUGAUCCCUUUGUGCUCUACCCACUGCAGAAUUCCUCUGUGCCUUGCACUGAACUGUUGCCCAGGGAGGCGGAUUCUGGAUACCUGGUCACCAAGGUGGUGGCAGUGGACUCUGACUCUGGCCAGAAUGCCUGGCUGUCAUUCCAGUUACUCAAGGCCACAGAACCAGGGCUGUUCAGCGUGUGGGCACACAAUGGCGAGGUGCGGACCACCAGGCUGCUGAGCGAGCGUGAUGUGCCCAAGCACAGGCUGGUGCUGCUGGUCAAGGACAAUGGAGAGCCUCAGCGCUCUGUCAGUGUCACACUGCACGUGCAAUUGGUGAAUAGUUUCUCUCAGCCCUACCUGCUUCUGCCUGAGGUGGCGCACGACUCCAUUCACCGGGAUGAAGAGGUGCUCACGCUGUACCUGGUCAUUGCCUUGGCUUCUGUGUCUUCGCUCUUUCUCUUGUCUGUCCUUAUGUUUGUGGGAAUGAGGCUGUGCAGAAAGGCCAGAGCGGCUUCUCUGGGUGUCUGCUCUGUGCCUGAGGGCCACUUUCCUGGCCACUUGAUGGAUGUCAGCGGUGCGGGGACCCUGUCCCAGAGCUACCAGUAUGAUGUGUGUCUAUCAGGAGACUCUAUGACUGGUGAGUUCAAGUUCCUCAAACCCCUGAUUCCCAAUGUAAUGGUUCAGGGCGCUGGGAGAGAAGUGAAGGAAGGUUCCCCUUGCAGGGAUAGCUUUGUGUUCAGUUAACUGUUGUAUUUGUUUCAGUUAAUUUGUUUUUGGCAAAUAGAUUGCAAUAUGGUUCUCCUAGGAAAGUGAAUUAUUGUCUACGUGUUGACACUGUAAUCAAAGCAUAUGCAUGUCCUCCAUUACUAAAAUUGUUUUUUUCUUUUAUUCUUGGUAUGCUCUGUAAUUACCUUUUCAGGCAUAAUGAAUAUUAGGAAUUUGCAAAACACAAGUUCUGUAUAUUACAACUUAUGUUUUAACUCAAGUAUUACACAGCAAAAAUGUAUU